Molecule: messenger RNA, 894 nt
Organism: Fusarium falciforme
Lineage: Eukaryota; Fungi; Ascomycota; Sordariomycetes; Hypocreales; Nectriaceae
Product: Abhydrolase-3 domain-containing protein
Exons: 2
Coding region: 1-894 (297 amino acids)
Molecular function (GO): hydrolase activity
Source: RefSeq, a predicted model, not a curated record
AUGUCUGGCCUCAAGUUUGAUCCCGAGUACCUAAAGGCCAUUGAGCCAUUCAUGAGUGGACCCCAGCCACCCCAACAGUCCAAUGAUAUCUAUGGCAGGCGGGCGACCAUGAACAUGAUCAUGACGGCGGCCAACGACUUUGCUCCUGCGCCGCCCGCUGUCCCGCAGACGGUCUAUAUCGUCAGGGGCCAUGAUGAAGUCGAUAUCAAAGUCACACGCUUCGCCACCGAGGCGGCUUCCAAGUCGGAAAGGCCGACACCUGCCGUGGUCUACUUACAUGGCGGCGGCUUCUUCUCUAAUAGCGUUGAAAUCUUUACACCUCGGAUCGCCCGCUAUGCUCACGACUCUGACCUGCCAUACUUUGCUCACUUGUCAGAGUCCUCCCAAGAGUUCAACAUCGACCCUACCAAGAUCAUUGUCCAUGGAGAUAGCGCUGGAGGAGGAGUUGCUGCUGGCGCCGCUCUGUUGGCUAGAGACCGCAAACUUGAACCUCCCCUGGCGAAGCAGAUUCUGAUUUAUCCCAUGCUCGAUGACCGAACCAAAGUAAAAGAUGACGAUCCGAGUAUCGAGCUUAUGGUCUGGAAGCCGGAUGCGAAUGUUGUCGCCUGGGACGCUUAUCUUAGCGAAGCUCGAAAGAAUAGUGACAUCUUGCCCUAUGCAGUGCCGGCUAGAGCCGCCAGCCUGCGGGGUCUGCCGCCGACUUACAUUGAGGUUGGAGCUCUGGAUCUGUUUAGAGAUGAAGACAUUGAAUAUGCCUCUCGAUUGGCUCGGGAGGAUGUCGAGGUCGAGUUCCACCUUUGGCCUGGUCUGCCGCAUGGGUUCGAUGGCUUCCUGAAUCUCAGCUGGUAUGAAAGGGCCAAGGAGAGCCGCAUGAGCGCCUUGAAGAGAGCUUGA